AUAUAUUUAAAAUACUGAGUGAUGGCAGCUAAAUAACUUUAAUGAUUUACUUUUUGCUCCAACGACAAAGAUAAAUCGCACACCCGGGUUCAUUUUACACAUACAUUAACUCCAAAGUUCUAUAGAGAGAGAGUAAAGAGCAGACAUAGAGACGGAGAUAAGAUGGCCAUGGCAACAAAAUCAGUUUCUUCCUUCACCCUCAUUUUCAUCCUCGUUUUGGUUAUUUUUGAAGUGCCGGAGAUAAAAGCGCAGGAUAGCGAGUGCCUGAAAGAAUACGGAGGCAACGUGGGUUUCAACUUCUGUGCGCCUCGGAUUUAUCCGUCGUUUUGUUAUACAAGAUGCCGUGAGGACAAGGGCGCGAAAGGUGGGAUAUGCCGUUGGGGAGAUUCCCCUGAUUCUGUUAAAUGCUUAUGCGAAUACUGCAGCGACCAAAUUUCUCACCAGAUUCUAAGUGGCGGUAUUUGAAUCAUUCAUGCGUGAUGGUUUGUGUAAUAAUAAAAUGCGUGAGCGGUGAUCUAAGUAAUGAUGUAACAAUGAAUAUGUGAAAUAAAAAGCCUGGAAGUACUAA
Brassica napus (rape) is the source of this 568-nucleotide messenger RNA. RefSeq names its product defensin-like protein 2. Gene Ontology annotation, cellular component: extracellular region. Gene Ontology annotation, molecular function: sodium channel inhibitor activity. The coding region runs from base 163 to 465 and encodes 100 amino acids. The transcript is spliced from 2 exons. Lineage: Eukaryota; Viridiplantae; Streptophyta; Magnoliopsida; Brassicales; Brassicaceae. Gene Ontology annotation, biological process: defense response. The record is from RefSeq and is a predicted model, not a curated record.